Talaromyces marneffei is the source of this 534-nucleotide messenger RNA. RefSeq lists its product as uncharacterized. The transcript has a single exon. Bases 1 to 534 code for a protein of 177 amino acids. NCBI's taxonomy places the organism in Eukaryota, Fungi, Ascomycota, Eurotiomycetes, Eurotiales, Trichocomaceae. The record is from RefSeq and is a predicted model, not a curated record.
AUGAUACUUAUCCCAUUGCCUAUGCAACCUUUACGGCCUACCUUCAAAGCACUUGGCCAUCAACAUAUCGUUUUCAAAUAUCAUGCCAGUCCCCUCUUAACCAACUGGGCUAUGUUCCGCAGCCGCUACACGGAACAGCCACAUGUUUUAAAGCCCAAAAUCCACGAGUUCUACGAUAAUCGCGACCCUAAUACGUUAUGGUGGAAGGUCACAACACAGCCUUUGAAGGUGAAAAGGGUUAUUCGAAGUCAUUGGUCGCGCCGACUACGUCGAAUCUUUCGCGAGGCAUUGUAUCUGAGAGGAUAUGAUGAGACUGGCAAGCCACUCCCACAGGAGAAGCUUCCUGAGGGGGUGACUCUUCGUACGGCUCCGCUACAUGGAACCCUAGAGAUGGAGCCUGUGGAGACAAUAAUCACACAAAACGAUGCGGCGGUCAAACGACUGAUGGGAAAGCAGCUAGACCGUGUCAUACAGACCAUGAGAGAGUGGCCGAUUGAUGAGAAAACGGGAGCUUAUAUUGCAUCUCCACCGUGA